Messenger RNA from Scleropages formosus (Asian bonytongue), 6956 nucleotides. It is a transcript of the gene dennd4b, whose product is annotated as DENN/MADD domain containing 4B. The record is from RefSeq and is a predicted model, not a curated record. Bases 277 to 4773 code for a protein of 1498 amino acids. Gene Ontology annotation, molecular function: protein binding. Gene Ontology annotation, biological process: regulation of Rab protein signal transduction. Gene Ontology annotation, cellular component: cytoplasmic vesicle. Lineage: Eukaryota; Metazoa; Chordata; Actinopteri; Osteoglossiformes; Osteoglossidae. The transcript is spliced from 29 exons.
ACUAUGCCGCUCUGUCCUCGGUCCGCUACAGACGGAGGCCCGUGUGACCCCUCCCGGCUGUAAAGCCAAGCUCGAGCAAGCGCCUGCAUCCUCCUAGCGGUCCGAAGAAACGCGUGCGCGCGCGCGCGCACACACACACACACACACACACUCUCACUCGAGCGCGGAUUCGGAUGUGCGAUGACUCGCUGCACGCUGAGCCGAGGAGGAGAUGACAUUUACAGAGCGUCGUAGAGAGAGCCAGCCGGGACUUCGAGUGGCGGGCAGGCAGGAGGCAUGACAGAGGAGAAAUGCCCGCAGCUGGUGGACUACUUUGUGGUGGCUGGGCUGGAGGGGGGCUCGGCCCAGCUGGAUGAGGAGGGACAGCAGCGCGGGGGCCGAGUGGUGGAGCCAGUGACAGAUUUGGCAGUGAUUGCACGGGGGCUGGGGGAGGAGGUGCCCGAGGGCUUCACCUGCAUCGAGAAAACCCAGGGAGGUCAUCCGGCUGAACUGAGUGCAGGACUCAUCAACAACCCCCAUAUGUACCUCUGCUACAGGAGAGGCCAUGACAAACCCCCCAUCCUGGAUCUUGGGGUGCACUAUGAGGGAAAGGAGCCCACCAAACCUGGAUGGCGUGUCAUUGAGACCACCCCUUACAGCCGCUCUGCUAGCUUGAGCUCGGGCGGGCCCACCACGCACCGCACCUUCCUGAUGUAUCGACGGGCCCCCGACUCCCAGGCACUGAACACGCUGGGCAUCACUGACAUUUCCCUUGUUAUGCCCAGCAAAGGCGAGACCGCGCCCCACACCUUCUGCAGAGUGGACAAGAACCUCAACACUGGCAUGUGGGGACCAGCCCUAUACCUCUGUUAUAAGAGAGCCAUGGCAAAAGCCAAUGCCCUGGUCUACGAGGCAGGUCUCAUCAGCCGCUACCCUGAAGAUGACCUGGACUCCUUCCCCCUUCCGGACUCGGUACCAAUUUUCUGCCUGCCCAUGGGCGUCACUGUGGAAAGCUGGCCCCUCAAUACCAAGUACCAGCUUCCCGUCUUCUCCACCUUUGUGCUUACCAGUGCCUGCGGAGACAAGGUGUAUGGGGCUGCUAUCCAGUUCUAUGAGGCGUUUCCACGGGAUAGGCUGUCGGAGAGGCAGAGUGUGCACCUGGGUCUGGUUAGCGUGGUGGACCGGCGGCCCAUCACCAACCGCUCGCUGCAGGUGAAGAAGAGCAUCUGCGUCCUCUCCCACUGGCCCUUCUUCACCGUCUUCCAGAAGUUCCUCACCUUCAUCUACCGCUACUCCAUCUCUGGCCCCCACGUGUUGCCCUUGGAGAAGCACAUCUCCAGCUUUAUGCACAACGUGCCCUUCCCUUCGCCGCAGCGCCCGCGCAUCCUCGUCCAGCUGUCCCCUUAUGACAAUCUCUUGCUGUGCCAGCCGGUGUCCUCCCCCUUACCCCUUAGCGGAGCCAGCUUUGUGAAGCUGCUUCAGAACCUGGGCCCGGAGAACUCGUGCGCCCUGCUGCUGGCCGUGCUCACCGAGCACAAACUGCUCCUGCAUUCUCUGCGACCCGAUGUGCUCACAUCUGUCAGUGAAGCCCUGGUUGCCAUGGUGUUCCCUCUCCGCUGGCAGUGCCCGUACAUCCCCCUAUGCCCCCUGCGGCUGGCGGACGUUCUGUGCGCCCCCAUGCCUUUUAUUGUGGGCGUGCAUUCAAGCUACUUUGACCUGUACAACCCUCCUCAGGAUGUGGUGUGCAUUGACCUGGACACCAACACCAUUUUCCAAUCUGAAGACAAGAAGCCUCUUUCUUGGAGAUCACUUCCCAGAAAACACAGCAAAACCCUUUUGACCUCCCUCACGAACUUGCAUAAAACUCUGGAGAAGAUCUACAUGCCUGGCCAGGAGGAAGCAACAUUGGAGUUCCUGCUUACAGACUAUGACCUCAUCUAUGGGCGUCAGAAGCAGCUGGAGCUGGAGAUCCAGGAGGCCUUUCUUCGCUUCAUGAGCUGCCUCCUCCGGGGGUACCGGACCUAUCUGCUGCCCAUCACCCAGGCCCCCUCAGAAAGGACUACAGACUGCAGCUCCCUCUUCAACCUGCAGGGAUUUCUGAAAUCCCGGGACCGGACCCAACAGAAGUUUUAUGCCCAACUGACCCGCACACAGAUGUUCACCCAGUUCAUUGAGGAGUGCUCCUUCGUCAGCGACAGACACACCUGCUUGGAGUUCUUUGACGAGUGUGUCCAGAAGGUGGACGUGGAGAAGCCCGAAGACGUUCGGCUCAUUGAUCUGGACGAGAGCCAUAGUGGGGAGCACACUGUCUUCAUCAUGCCCCCCGAGGAGCCGCAGGAGGCAGACGGCUCAGAAUCUCCUGCCCUCUACAGCUACGAGACCUUUCCGAUCCUGCAGCCGGAUCUCUUUGACCGCCCGCAGGACCAACUGCGCGUACCAGCCAGAGGGAGCGCCCCAAGCAGCCCCGCCCCUCGACGCACCAAGCAGGAAAUCAAGUUGGCUCAGAAACGGGCCCAGAAGUACUCCUCAGUGCCAGACAUGUGGUCCAAAUGUUUGCUGGGGCACUGCUAUGGGCUGUGGUUCAUCUACCUGCCCACGUUUGUGCGUGCAGAGUGCGCCAAGGUACGGGCCCUGCACACGGCCUACGAGGUGCUGAAGCACAUGGAGACGCGAAAGGUGGUGCUACCGGAUGAGGUGUGUUACCGUAUUCUGAUGCAGCUCUGCGGUCAGUAUGGGCAGCCCGUUCUUGCCGUGCGGGUGCUGCUCGAGAUGAAGAAGGCUGGUAUCACACCUAAUACCAUCACCUACGGGUACUACAACAAGGCUGUGCUGGAGAGCAAGUGGCCUUCAACCAAUCAGGGUGGCCGGCUCCGUUGGGCGAAGCUGCGAAACGUGCUCGUGGCUGUGGCGCAGUUCAGGCAACCGGUCAAGCAGCGGCGGAAGAGCAGCUCUGUAGGUUCGCGAGCAGAUAUUCCUGCGGAUCAGCCCACAGAGACACGGCCCCAUUCCACUUUAAUUCGCCAGUCUAGCUGGAGUGGGCUGAGUGAGGCCUCAAGCCACGAAUCGCUGACCAGCGCCCUCGUGAAAAGCAACAGUCUGAGUAGCAUGCAAGCGGCUAAUGACAAGUCUAAAAGUCUGUCUAGGAGAAUAGUUGUCCACAGUGCUGUCGCAGUGGGCACCGAUGACCCAGCUGCACGGAAACCACCCGCCGGCCCCCGCGACAGCACGGGCCCCUCUUUGGCACCUCCUGCCGGGGGCCUGCUGCGCCGUAGCGAGGUGUGCCUGUCCACUUUCUAUAAGGACUGCGCCGAGACGGUUGACUCGGAGCCUGACUGCGUCUGCCAGCCUCACGGGCGAAAUGGCAGCAGGGUGCUGGGGCCGAGAGAGGCACAGGGCCGAAAAGCCGUGGAUGAGAACUCGAACAAUAUGCCGUCUCCAAGCCGCGGGCUGGCAGGAAAGCUGCAGCAACUGCUGACGCCCACCCGGCACCGGGCUUUGGUCCGCCGGGCCGCCAGCGUAGAUGACCGCAAGCCGGGAGGCGGGCCCAUCCCUGGCCGAAGGGUCUCGGAGCAGCGCCAGUCUCGCAAGUCCCAGGUGGCUGACUCGCUGCUGAAGGCCAAGGAGCGCCUGUAUAACGCCACCUCAGAGAGCUCGCUUUCGGUCGGUAGUGACAUCGACCUCGCGGAACCCCCUAAUCUCUCCUUUCAAGUCCGAAAAUCCUGGGACUCCACACAGGAAGGAGCUGGACUUGAGGUUCUGAUGUCCAGCUGCUCCCUCUGCCGGAAAUGUAACUCCCUGGUGUAUGACGAGGAGAUCAUGGCGGGCUGGACCUCCGACGACUCGAACCUCAAUUCCACUUGUCCCUUCUGCUCAGCCACCUUUGUGCCACUCCUCAACGCUGAGAUCUGUGACCUCGGACCGGCGUGCAGCUCAGAGCAUAGCGGCUGGAAUGUCGGGGAUGUGUCGGAGGGUGGCAGUGUGCCCCCUGCUGGACAGGAUGGCUCCACGCGUCAUCUUUACAACGGAGUGUGCGAGGACACCAGUUCGGAAACCAGCGGCUAUUCAGAGAGCAGCACCACCACGGGCUCUUCGGUAAGCAGCGUUCCUCUGGUGACCGUGGCCUACCUGAGCCCCCUGGUGCUGCGCAAGGAGCUGGAGAGCUUGUUGGAGAAUGAGGGCGAGGCUGUGCUCUCCCAGGGCCAGCUCCUCGACAACCACUCCAUUAUCUUCUGGAACCUGGUGUGGUACUUCCAGCGCCUUGGUCUGCCCAGCAACCUGCUGCAGCUGCUGCACUCCUCGGAGCUCACCACCCAGCUCUCACAGAGUGCAGAGAAUGCGGUGGUGAGGGUGCGGCUGCUCUGGGAUACGCUGACCCCCGAUACGGAUCAGUGGCCUCCCCUCUAUGUUCUCUGGAGGAUACACAGCGGGAUGCCCAUGCGGAAUUACAGCUGGAGGAGGCACAAUCACCCGUUCACCUUGGCGUUUCUGGAGGAGGUGCUGCGCUGCGUUGGCAUGAAUGAAGUCCACAAAGCCAUCACUCUCUUCCUGGAUACUGUUGCCAAACAACCUGGCACUCCUCGGGUACAAAGGAGUCUCUACAGAGAGAUCCUCUUCCUCACUUUGGCUGUUAUGGGUAAAGAUCAUGUUGCUGCCUUCGAUAAGAAGUACAAGGCAGCGUAUACACGCCUGAGUGGCUCCCUGGGCCGGGACGAACUGCGCAGGAAACGGGCCCAGCCUCCCAGCCCCAAGGCCGUGGACUGCAGGCGCUGCUUCCUGGUUCCACUGGAGUGCUGAAGUUUGCUAGGGGCCCAACACCUAGAUGGGAGUGCGCGCGCGUGCACACACAGAGAAAAACACAGAUAGAACUGGCCACUCAGUCUCGCCCCAGUCUGGACACCUCACCCUCUUUCAGUCUACAUUCAUUUCAGCAAUGACUCUGUCGUCAUGUUUUAAACACCCAUGACUGUUGGUGACGGCAGCCAAAAAGGAAGUCCACAUGCUGAAGACUGAGUUUGACUGGUACCAGCAAGAAUCUUUAAUUGCCCCUCUGCACACCAUCAUUUGCCCUGUCUCACUUCAUGUUCCCAGGAGUUCUCAACUGAGUUCCUGGAGAGCAGCGUUUGGAGUAAUCAUAGCCCUUCUGUCUCACAGCUGUCCUCGCUCAGUGGAGAUCUUCCAUAACAACUCUUUGUGCCAUGGCCCUGCAGGUCCCAGUUCACUUGGCAAAUGGUUUCUCAUGGAAAAACAGAAUUGCUUACUACUAGUAAAUUGUGAGUCUCUCUAAACCCAAGUCAUAGAGGCGUGGAAUAUGGAGAUGCAUUGCUAAUAACAAUCUCUGUUUCCAGAAGCCAAGAAACCUUACCUUUUGACUUCAUGCAUAGAAUUCUGACACCUCCUUGUUUUUAAAUUACACAUUUCCAUUCAGGAGCACAGUGAAGACGCAAUACCAAACUAUGCAUCUGGUGUGAGCAGAUAACAUGCCUUUGCUUUCAAGCAGACUUUCAUUAGUGACAGGAAGCCAUAGUAGUGGAUUGCUGGUAGUACUGUCCGUGUAUGUAUAUGCAUGUCCAUUACUGCAAACUCAACUGCUCUGCAUUGUUGGCGACAGGCUGCUUGGUGUUUUCUAAUGGCCCGUCUUUUAGAUUCAUGGAAAAGGGAUCUGUGACUACCCUGCAUUUUUUUUAAUUUUUAUUUUAAAAUUAACCACUAGCGCGUCUGCACUCUGAAGCCAGAGCUCCUGUCCUACUUAACCCUGCCGCUUUAAUGACGGCGGGAAGGUGUGUUAAAUUCAGCACUCUGCCGCUGUUUUCUUCUGGCAUUAACCAUGUUCAGCUGCAUAGAUUCAUGGCACUGCAACUGGAAGAGUUCAUCCAUUAUGGGAGAACAAUGUCAGAAUUAGACAUUCAGAUGCUGAGCUCAGUCUGCAGUCCUCAGCAACUCGGGAAAGAGCCCAGACUACAGUGGCAUCCUCAGACAGGGCAUGAGUGCCUGGGAUGGGUGCAUGUGUGUGAUGGCCACAGGGCGGCAGUACACACUUUCAGUGGAGUACAGGGCUUAAGACACUGACACUGGAACCCACCUCUCCCGAUUUAUGACUUGCAGCUACUCUUCUAAGAACUUUACCAACUCAAGAGUGAUGCUUGUCUUUUUUUCAUUAUUGUAUGAGAUUGGUUUGGCUGGGGGAAGGAAGCUUUUUUUUACAGGCUGUUGAGCUCCUAGUGAAAAUAUUGAAGGUGACUGACUAGAAAGGGGGGUGGUGAUUGGUGUUGUGCAUCUUUCCCCCUUCUUGUACACUGAUUUACAGAACUUCUACAUUAUUUUUUUGCCUUCCUGGUACAUGCUGUGGAUGUGUUUUAUGUCUGUCAGAUGUUUUAUGCUAUAUUUUAUUAAAUUUUUCCAUCUGGGGAACUGCCAGCAUUAACAUGGUGUAUGCAGACAAGAGCUCAAUUUCAUGAAUGAUACUGUGCUGUAACUCCCUGGACUGUCUGUGGCAAUUUGUCAAUAUCUUUGGAUGUUCCACAGGGCUUACUUAACACUAUGUUUACUGCAUGUAAAUCCAGGCCAAUGUUCAGGUUUUGCAAGUUUGUUUUUUUGUCCUUGAAGCAUUGGCUGGGAAAUCAAAUCUUAAGCAGUGAAGCUAUACUAUAGUUUGUAUCAGGUAUUUGAAUCCACAGUUGAGUUGAGGUGCUAAUGCACAGAAAAAUCUCCGAAUGGAGUCUUUCCCCAAACUGUUGUGCUGUUGGUCUUAAUCCCGCUAAUGCUGGUAUGCAAAGCAAUUGCAAGCUUUUUUUGUGUAACAUGGUUUCCUAUAGUAAUUUUGCAGAUUGAGGAGCAGCACAUGUUUAGUUCUUGGACUUGAUGCCAGUGUUGAUAAUCUGACUGUGUUUGUGCAUCUUAAGCCUCUUUACUCUGGAUUCUCUUCAUCUGGUACAACACACACACACACACACACACACACACACACACACACACACACA